UUUCUUCUUCUCUUUCAGAUCUGCAUUUCUUUUUCCCUCUUUUCUUUUUUCCUUUCCUUCCCUUUCCUCUUGGAUCUUGAUUUUCUUCCUACUUCCACCUCAUUCUUGCGAUAUUUAAUCUUCAAAUCGAUUAGAUCGGACUUUCUUUUUCUUUUUCCUUCUCUUUCUUGCCUCCUUUUGACGCCUGUUGUUUAUUUCUCUCUUCCUAUUUGCCUUGCGUUUUUUCAAUUUGUUUAGAAUGUUGUAGAUUUAUUCCGUGUUUAAUUUUCUUAUUGAAUGUUGGCUAUGGCGCAAUGUUUAUGGAUUUGGAGAUGGGUUGAGCUGAUGCCUGAUAAUUUCCUUUUCGAUUGUUUGUUUUGAGGUUCCAUAAAUUAUAUUUUAGGUGUCGUUGGAUCUCUAUGGUUUAAUGGUGCAUUUCUGAGUUUAGGUUAAUUUAUAUUGAUUACUUCCUGCUUUUUGCUAAUGGAUUACCGAUCUUUGAUGAUUUUGCGGUUAUAGCCAUCUUCAAUGUUGACUUGAAAAAUAUAGGGCAAGUUUUUUAAUAUCAAGUUAAAAGUUCUUUAUUGCCUCUGACUAUUGCGACAUAUAUUCAUGCCAUCUAUAAAAUCACGAGGAUAUCUUCUCUGUCUUGCCUUCCGCUUUAUAUAUCUAGCAGUUUUAAUAUGUGAUUCAAGUUUUGCAUUUUAUCUUUCCUUAAAUUCGACAAAUCUACAAGUUUUAAUCCAUUUCAAAAUGCUUUGCUUACCUGCUGCAGAUUACAUCGUCAUAUUACCACUUUAAAUUCUUAUAUGUUUGAAUGAAAUCUGAAUUUAUUGAAACACACUUGCUGAAGAAAAGGGGGCUGCUUGUUGUUAUCUGUCUAAUCUUGGGCCCCUCUUGUUUUUGUAGAAGAUUUUGUGUUUGGUGCUAAAUUUCAGAGGACAUAGGAAGAUUAGUGCUCUUGAAUAUGGUUCUUGACAGCAUUCUAGCUUCUCCCCAUAGGAGAUCCCCAUCAUUCAGAAAGCAGUUUCCUGCAAAUGAAUUGGGCAGUUGGUCUACUCUCUUCAAGCGGCAUCGCUUCCUCUUAACCGCGCUAGCACUCUUAACUUUCCUUUGCACAAUCUAUCUUUACUUUGCUAUCACUUUGGGUGCUACGGCGUCGUCUUGUUCGGGUUUGACUGGAACUCAAAGAGAGUUGUGUCGUCUGGAGCAUGCUAAAGCUUCUCUGGCUAAAGGCAAACUAAAAUUUCUAUGAUACACACGUAGGGACUUCAAGGUACAAAACCUUCUCAUGUAUUGGUCCUUCUCUUUGGUGGGCUUUGUAUUUAUAAAAAAGAAAAAUCGAUGAUUAUUAUAGAUCAAAAGUUCAUUCAUCCUUUUUGAUUCACACAUAUAACUUAUAAGAUAUAGCAGAAUGUUAUUAACAUUGCUUUCUUGCAUUAAUUUGUUGUUGUUUUUUCUUUUCCUUUUUUUUUUUUUGUGAUAAUGAAUUUAUAUUAAACCUUCAAUCAUAAUGUUCAUAUUAUUUUGGGUACAAUUAUUAAUGGGAGCUACCGGUCAUACCCUA
Molecule: messenger RNA, 1546 nt
Organism: Cucumis sativus (cucumber)
Lineage: Eukaryota; Viridiplantae; Streptophyta; Magnoliopsida; Cucurbitales; Cucurbitaceae
Exons: 1
Coding region: 947-1234 (95 amino acids)
Source: RefSeq, a predicted model, not a curated record